AUGCCGCCGGUUGCAGGAUAUGUGGACUUCAACCCGGAAAGAGAUAUCCCUUCUCUUCAGGGCAAGGUAAUAUUCAUUACAGGAGGUACUGCAGGUCUUGGAAAAGAAUCGGUCUUAGCGCUCGCUAGACAUAAGCCGGCACACAUUUAUUUCAGCGGAAGAAAUGGCAAUGCCGCGGACUCUGUCUUGAGAGAAGUCGGAGAUAUUGCUCCCGGCGUUGGUAUUACCUUUGUGGAGCUAGACUUGACUUCCUUGGCGGCUGUCAAAGUAGCAAGUUCUAAGUUCGUACAUAACCGACUGGACAUACUGAUGUGCAACGCUGGCAUCAUGUCAAAACCUUCUGGUGUCGGUGCUGACGGCUACGAGAUUCACUUUGCCACCAACCAUCUUGGGCACGCGAUGCUCACCCAGCAACUCCUGCCUGUCAUGUUGAAAACUGCUGAACAGCCUGAGGCUGAUGUCCGUUUGAUCAACUUGACUUCUCUUGGCUGGGCUAUGCACCCAAGGGAUGGGGUCUCAUUUUCAACGGUCCGCGGACCCCAAGAUGGAUUUUGGGAGUCUCAACGGGUAUACGGUCAGAGCAAGUUGGCGAAUAUUGUCUACGCCGCCGAAAUUGCACGCCGUUAUCCUGCCAUAACAGCUGUAUCAGUUCAUCCGGGAGUCGUCAAAACGGAUCUGGUCGAAGGCCUCUCGACGGCGACGAGAUACUUUGUCAAGGCAACUUCAGCUAUCCUGGGCAAUCGUUUGCUGGAUCCGUCGCAGGGUCGACUGAGUCAGUUGUGGGCGGCAGCAGGCGCCAGGAAGGAACAGUUGGUGAACGGGGCUCUCUAUUUGCCGGUGGGAGUCAUGAGUAACCACACGUUGGACAAAACGGCCAAAAGCCCCGAAUUCGCGAAGAAAUUAUGGGCUUGGACUCAAACCAUCUUGGAUGAGUAUUGA
Molecule: messenger RNA, 939 nt
Organism: Neoarthrinium moseri
Lineage: Eukaryota; Fungi; Ascomycota; Sordariomycetes; Amphisphaeriales; Apiosporaceae
Exons: 4
Coding region: 1-939 (312 amino acids)
Source: RefSeq, a predicted model, not a curated record